GGCAAGAAGCACGAGUUCACCACUGACUGCUACAGCACCCCGGAACACGGCUUCAGCACCGUCCGCUCCUGCAAGAUCGAGAGCGGGGCGUGAGACCACGGGCGGAGCAGGCUGAUGCUCUUUGAGCAGGAGAACUUCCAGGGCAAGCGGGGGGAGCUGAGUGACGACUGCCCCUCUCUGCCCGCCCUGGGCUGGGGCAGCAGCACCGUGGGCUCCUUCCUCGUCCUCUCUGGCGCGUGGGUCUGCUCACAGUACCCGGGGUACCGGGGCUUCCAGUACCUCCUGGAGAGCGACAGCCACGCGGGCGAGUACAAGCACGUGCGGGAGUGGGGCUCCCACGCGCAGACAGGCCAGGUCCAGUCCAUCCGCAGGGUCCAGCAGUGA
This is a messenger RNA of Tauraco erythrolophus (red-crested turaco), 384 nucleotides long. The record is from RefSeq and is a predicted model, not a curated record. NCBI's taxonomy places the organism in Eukaryota, Metazoa, Chordata, Aves, Musophagiformes, Musophagidae.